CACUCAAUUGCGGCGCUCGCCAUGUAUGUCCCCGUCCCCGUACCUUCAAGCAAUCACUCAGUCACAGUGUUGGACAGCGUGCCACACGUGGGUCAGCGGCAAGAAUGUGCAACCCAGCUGAAGGUACCCACUCGUCUUCGCGCCUGCAGCUGAUGUGUUGUUGGAAUGUCGAUAGAUGCCCGACAAGUCCCUCCCUGCUCCCUCUGAGCUUCCAUCACACCACUUCUCCUCGAGACGGACCGCACUGCUGGCCAGUGCAGAUCAUCAACGACCAUUUUCUGAUUCAACUCCACUGCCAAAGCUUUGCACCCCGCUUCGCAAAAGCCGCAUCGCCACUAUGCGCGUCUUUUGCCAUAGCGUUGCACUGCACUUCACCUGCCUCUUGGCUGUUGCUGUAUACCUUGCGUCUGCUAGGACACACACCAGAAAGGCGAGAGCUCCUGGAGGCCCAGAGUACCAUCGCGUCCAUCUGAAGCUGCCAAGACGUGAACGCAGUCGUUACCUUCCCAAAAUCCGCUUGCGUGGGCACGAGACGAAGGUUCGCCAGGUACGACGUGACUCAAUAGUCGCCAGGUCUGCUGCUGCUGGUGCUGUGGUGCUGGCGACCCGCGACCUGAGGAUCACCCACGCGGAUGCAAUCAACACGGCCCUAAAUGGCGUUCCCGAGGAUGCUAGGGAGGCUCAUAGAGCGGCCCUGCACAGCGCCAUCCGACAUGCAUUCUUGCAGGAUCAUAGUGCUCAGCACUUUCGUCUAGAGGGCAUCCACCGUGAUCGUCAAAGCGCGCCCCGCUUUUUCGUCAGGGGCGUCGUCUGGAAUGAUGAGAUGGAGAGCAUGGCCCACUCGGUUCGCAAGCUAAUCUUGCCCAAUCUGAAUGGGCUUCAUCAUUGGCCGUGGUGAGAGAGGCGCAACUGCGGUACAGAUGGCGACAAAAA
Molecule: messenger RNA, 933 nt
Organism: Ceraceosorus guamensis
Lineage: Eukaryota; Fungi; Basidiomycota; Exobasidiomycetes; Ceraceosorales; Ceraceosoraceae
Exons: 2
Coding region: 176-898 (240 amino acids)
Source: RefSeq, a predicted model, not a curated record